Messenger RNA from Hypanus sabinus (Atlantic stingray), 2511 nucleotides. RefSeq names its product Na(+)/citrate cotransporter-like. The transcript is spliced from 12 exons. Gene Ontology annotation, molecular function: transmembrane transporter activity. The coding region runs from base 57 to 1892 and encodes 611 amino acids. The record is from RefSeq and is a predicted model, not a curated record. Gene Ontology annotation, cellular component: membrane. Gene Ontology annotation, biological process: monoatomic anion transmembrane transport. NCBI's taxonomy places the organism in Eukaryota, Metazoa, Chordata, Chondrichthyes, Myliobatiformes, Dasyatidae.
CCGCUGUUCGCGAGUCCAAACUCUCACUCCCUCUCUCUCUCUCACUCGAGGCCAGAAUGGAUACUCACUGGAAAACGCUCUGGGCUUUCAAGAACGAUCUGAUCAUUGUCCUGUCGCUCCUGUUGUUACUGCCGCUACCCUUGGUUAUUCCCACCCCGGAAGCCCGAUGCGGAUUCACGAUCAUAAUCAUGGCUUUGUACUGGUGCACAGAGGCACUGCCGCUCGCUGUCACUGCCUUGAUCCCUGUCCUCUUCUUCCCGAUGUUUGGAAUCAUGGAUUCCUCAGAGGUGUGUAAGCAGUAUCUGAAGGACACCAACAUGUUGCUGGUUGGAGGUCUGGUGGUGGCGAUCGCAGUGGAGUAUUGGAAUCUGCACAAGCGCAUCGCACUCAGGGUGCUACUGAUAGUCGGAGUCAGGCCGUCCCUGCUGAUGAUGGGGUUCAUGGGCACGACCGCCUUCCUCUCCAUGUGGAUCAGUAACACGGCAACCACCGCCAUGAUGGUGCCCAUCGCCCAGGCCGUGUUGGACCAGCUCAACAUGGCCAAGUCUGAACAGAUCGAGCUGGAAGACGUGUACACAAACCAGAUGGUGGUGGCGGCUAAGGAGACAAAAACUGGCGACUCUGUCACCAAGGUCCCCGAGAAACUCCAGACAAUAGAUGGCACGGAUGAAGACAGGGACACCACUGAGAAACCCAACGGACACGUCCAGCUGCCGGAGGACAUGGCCGAGGAAGACAGCAGAGCAGCGGAGAAGUUGCAGAGGCACCUGAAGCUGUCGAAGGGAAUGAACCUGUCUGUCUGCUAUGCAGCCAGUAUCGGGGGCACGGCCACUCUCACCGGGACCACCCCCAACCUCAUCAUGAAGGGCCAGAUUGACGAACUCUACCCAAACAAUGGAGAUGUGAUCAACUUUGCAACUUGGUUUGGGUUUUCCUUCCCCUGCAUGCUUAUCAUGUUGGUCCUGACAUGGAUUUGGCUGCAGAUAUUAUUCCUGGGACUUAACUUCAAGGAGAAUUUUGGCUGCCAGUCCACCAAAUCACAGAAGGAUAUCUCUGCAUACCAGGUGAUCAAGGAGGAGUUGGCAAAGCUGGGCCCGAUGACCUUUGCAGAGACUGCCGUGUUGAUCCUUUUCAUCCUGCUGGUUGUACUUUGGUUCACCCGUGACCCCGGCUUUGUUGAAGGGUGGGUCACUGUCAUCUUCGGCAAAACAGGCAAAGACUACAUCACUGACGCCACAGUGGUGAUCUUCAUCUCGGUCCUAUUGUUCAUCAUCCCAUCAGACAAGCCCCGGCUGCCCUGUUGGGAUAGAAACAGGAGCGAUGAGGAGCAGGCUGAAGCAGGUAACAGGCGGAGGUACGGUCCUGCUCCUCCCCUGCUUAACUGGCCAGUGGUCCAGCAGAAGAUGGCUUGGAAUGUGGUGCUGCUGUUGGGAGGGGGCUUUGCCCUGGCUGCCGGUAGCGAGGCGUCCGGCCUCUCCAAAUGGCUUGGAGGCCAGCUGGCGCCGCUGGAGGCCAUUCCGCCCUGGGCCAUCGUCAUCCUGCUGUGCCUGCUGAUCGCCACCUUCACCGAGUGUGCCAGUAACGUGGCGACCACCUCACUCUUCCUGCCCAUCCUGUCGUCGAUGGCCAGGAACAUUAACAUCAACCCACUCUACAUCAUGCUGCCCUGCACCCUCAGUGCGUCCUUCGCAUUCAUGUUGCCCGUGGCAACUCCACCAAACUCAAUUGUCUUCUCCUACGGUUACCUGAAGGUGUUCGACAUGGUGAAAGCUGGAUUCAUAGUCAAUCUGAUCGGCGUGCUGGUCGUCUCGCUGGGCGUGAACACUUGGGGGAUGCUGAUGUUCGACCUGGGUAAUAUGCCCAGCUGGGUAAACAGUACUGCCCAGCCCUGAGUCCGCGCCUCGAUCGAGCAGCCAGCGGGCAGUCCGCCACUCCACCGGUCCCCCUGCUGCCAUUGAUCCCGAGCAGCCACCGCGGAUUUCACCAAUUUUAGUCACGCAAGUGUCAAAUUAGUCUGGACAUUUUAUGCCUUUGCACAAAAACUUUGUGACUGCCAGCAUCCGCGGGACCUGGUCAGCUCACUGGGACCCCUGGACACCUUUACGCUGUCGUCAACUCUGUUUAUUCGCCUCACCUCGCCAUCGGCUGCAGCGGGAGCACCGUUUCCCCACGUCCAGCGGCGUCCGCUGUGUCAGUCACCUUUACCCGAGCACCGGCCGCGCUGGGUCUCGGCCAAAACAUCGACUCUUUAUUCCCCUCCACAGACGCUGCCCGACCGUCUGAGUCGCUCCAGCAUUUUGUGUGUGUUGCUCUGAAUUUCCAGCGUCUGCAAAAUCCCCUGUGUUUAUCACCCGGAUUCCAGCGGACUCCCAAACUUCUGCCGUAAUUCCGAGUGUUCAUUGGCACAUUUCCACAUGCGUUUAUCGAUGUGGGUGUGAGUAUGCGUGUACGGGCACAUUUACGCUUCUGAUACACAAGUGCAUGUACAAAUAAAUUACACACACUCACACC